Molecule: messenger RNA, 255 nt
Organism: Closterium sp. NIES-67
Lineage: Eukaryota; Viridiplantae; Streptophyta; Zygnematophyceae; Desmidiales; Closteriaceae
Source: the annotation of a GenBank genome assembly
AUGGUUCCAGCUAUGCAAGAGCUGCAGCCGCUCCAAGUUCCAGUUCUUCGUUUGCGUUUACACCUGCUCAAUAUCAACAAUUUCAAUUUCUUCAACAACAACAUCAAGCACAACAACUGUUUCAGCAACAACAGCAACAACAGCAACCGCAACAGCAGUUUCUGCAGCAGCAGCAGCAGCAGACUUCUCUUGCUGGUCGUGUCUUUCAAGCACCAAACCUUUUAAGCAAAACACAGAUAAAGACAACUGUACCUU